AUGGCUCCCCGCGAUACUGGAUCAGAGCCCAAGCGGCGCGUCUUCCGUAACGUCUACUCUUCGCGCAAAGAGCUACCGGUGCUCCGCAUCGACGCGGCUUCCCUGAUGUCUUGUGGUCACGCACUCCUUGCCAUCAACGUUAACGGCACCACCGGACUCUUCUUCACGCCCGCCCAAUGCGGCCAGUGGCAGAUCGUCCAAGGCGUCCUCCUCCAGCUCAUCGUCACCACCGUCGAUGUCAUUCUUAUCACACGCGUCUUGGCGCUAUACAACAGGAACCGCAUUUUGGUUUACUCGCUCGGCGCGCUCUUCUUGGCCGAGCUCGCGUCGCUCUGCUACAUCCUCGCAUCCCCCAUCUUCCAGUACUUCUGGAUCAUCUCGCUUGCGUUCGAGACCGUCCUCUUCGUGCUCACCAUCGGAAAGUUCAUCGACGCCGUCCGCCAAGGCUGGGGCAAAGGCCCCGUCAUGCAGCGGUUCGUCGCCGACGAUCUUCAUCGUCAUGCUCGUCAACAUGAUGCUCUACAAGCCCAUGUCGUCCUCUCCUUCGCUGGAUCGCGCCUCAUCUUCAACCCGCGCCGCGCGUCGACGAUCCACUCCUCCUCCGGCGACAUCACCUGCAGCCAGCUCGACAUCGAGCCCUCGCGCCUCUCGCGCCUCUCCGCGCCGCCCGCGCACGGCAUCGCGGUCACGAUCGAGCGCACGACGACGACGGACAACUUGAGGCGCACAUCAGCCUGGACUGCGUUCAGGUAG
Molecule: messenger RNA, 753 nt
Organism: Epithele typhae
Lineage: Eukaryota; Fungi; Basidiomycota; Agaricomycetes; Polyporales; Epitheliaceae
Exons: 8
Coding region: 1-753 (250 amino acids)
Source: RefSeq, a predicted model, not a curated record